Molecule: messenger RNA, 1271 nt
Organism: Cylas formicarius (sweet potato weevil)
Lineage: Eukaryota; Metazoa; Arthropoda; Insecta; Coleoptera; Brentidae
Product: methyl-CpG-binding domain protein 4-like
Exons: 3
Coding region: 430-1239 (269 amino acids)
Biological process (GO): DNA repair
Cellular component (GO): nucleus
Molecular function (GO): DNA binding; catalytic activity
Source: RefSeq, a predicted model, not a curated record
UGGUGGAUAAAAAAUGGUUCACCAAUUGUUCAAAUUCGCCUUGUUAAACGGUCGCGAGAAAUUUUGGCCACCGCGAUUGCCAGAUUUAUCGACGCGCGAUUUUUCUAGCCGAAACCCGAAGUUUUCGAUACAGUAAGCGCAACUGCCGCGACCGCACUGAAACCGGCGAGGCGGGGUGGCGCACGAAACGCUUAAUGAUUGGAAAUCGGCCAUCAAACGUCAUUUUCGGUUUUAAUUGUUUAUUAUUAUAUGGAAGUCGAUAGUUAUUGCGGACCAGCGUUCGUGAUCUAAACUGAUCGUUAAUUUUUUCUGCAUUACAUUUUUUAAAUUUUUGAUUGAGUUGGUAUAAUUUGAUUCGAAUUAUGCGGAAAUUUUUCCCUAUGGGCCCACCCAGUCUGGAUCUAUCCCAAAAGCGACGGCAAAAAAAAAAUGAAAAGCAUGUUAACCGUAAGUCGUUACUUUCUCAAAGCGGACUCUGAUUCUGAUAGUGGGGAAUGCCCGUCGAAAAAGGAAGAAAAACCGAUCGCACAAUGCGAAAAACAAUUAAAGAAAAGGCGAAAACGGAAAAAAAAAAUAAUCGCCGAUCUCGACGUGGAAGAGACGGAAAGAAAACCGGCAAAAAGCGACAAAAAUGAGAGCGAAGAAGACAAGGGGGGAAACGAAACAGAAGAAGAGGAGAAAAAAAUUAAAAUCGAGCAAUUGGAUGACCGACGAACUCGCAUAGAAAAGCCGAUGGAUUUCGGGUCGCCCACCGAUCGUUUUUGGGCCGUCAAGAAGGAGUUUUUGGUGCCCAUUUGGGUACCUCCAAAGUCCCCCCACAAUUUACUCGAAGAAGAUCUGUACUACGACCCGUGGGCCUUGUUGGUGGCUACGAUUUUUUUAAACAAGACCUCGUGCAAAUCGGCAAGGCCGUACGUGUUCUGGUUCUUGGAGGAGAACCAGGACGCGUUGGCGGUUUUGGAGAAAAAACCAGGAGAUUUGGAGAAGUAUUUCGCGAAGUUGGGACUGCAGAAGACGAGAUCCGUACAGGUGUGGAGGAUGUCUUACGAUUUCGUUUAUAAGCAGUGGCGGAGGGUGAAGGAUUUGUACGGGGUAGGGCGGUACGGGGAAGACGCGUUCCGGAUGUUUUGUUUGGGGGACUUUAGCGUCGAACCCAAGGAUAGGUUUUUGAAGAUAUACAAGGCGUGGUACGAAUUGAAGGAGAGGGAAGACGUGGCGAAAGAGAUGGCCGGUCGCUGAGGCGAGGAAGUCUGUGAUACGAGUUUAUUUGA